GCUCUUUUGAGGGCAGUUCUUGAGCUCAGACUACAUUUUGCUGAAAAAUACAAGCAACUAUUUGGUCUUGUCCUCCAUGAGUUCAUACAUGAGAUCAUAUAUCUUGGAAUCUGUCCUCUGGCUCUUCCCUUCGUUCCUCAAGGGAGACUACAAUGUAUCCGCUCCAAAGGGAGAGACUGAGACUUCACAGGAACACGUGGUCACCAGAGACCAGAAAUGUAGCCAUUCCUCUUGCCUGUCUGCCAGCCUAGGGGUGGAAGAAGAAGAAUAUGAACAGAUUCCCUCAGGGUUGCUGCCCCAGGACCCCAUGCAAGAGCUGUCAGGAGGUCUGAGGGAGAAAGAACUCUUCCCAAGGAGACUGAGGCUCAUUCUGGUGGGGAAAGCAGGAAGUGGGAAAAGUGCAACAGGAAACAGCAUCCUUGGCAGACAAGUGUUUGAGUCUAAACUCAGCACUAGACCAGUGACCAAGACCUUUCAGAAAGGGAGCCGAGAAUGGGAUGGGAAAGAGCUCGAGGUGAUCGACACCCCAGACAUUUUGUCCUCUUGGGUCCAGCCAGAAGUAACAGCUGAGGAGAUCUGUCAAGCUGUAGCCUUCUCCUCACCAGGGCCUCACGCGGUGCUCCUGGUGACACAGCUGGGCCGGUUCACAGAAGAGGAUCAGCAUGCCGUCAGACGCCUCCAAGAGGUCUUUGGAGCAGGGAUCCUGGCUUACACCAUCCUGGUGUUCACCCGGAAGGAAGACCUGGCCGGGGACUCCUUGGAAGAUUAUGUGCGUGAGAACGACAACCAGAGCCUUGCCAACUUGGAUGUGAUAUGUGAGCGGCGCCAUUGUGGUUUCAAUAACGGGGCGGAGGCAGCUGAGCAGGAGGCCCAGCUGCGGGAACUUAUGGAGAAAAUUGAAGGAAUCCUGUGGGAAAAUGAAGGUUGUUGUUACACCGAUGGGGCUUACCAAUACUCCCAGCAGAACUUUCUGCUUCAAGAGGCACAGGAAAAACAGAUAGCCCAGGGGUAGGGCUCUGAGGAGGUGCUCAUCAAGGAGUCCUGGUCGGAAGGUCUAUCCCAAAUCCAGAAGGGUUCUGAGAAGACUCACAGACACCUCCUGGGGAGGGCAUUCAUCUGCGCUCAUGCUGGAUGUGAGCAGAAGAGUCCCUUCAGCUGCUGCACCCCUGUGUCUGGCAAGCUGCUUGCUUGCUCUCUUCCCACAAAACACUGCCCACUCCCCUGGACAGGGCACCUGGUGUGGCAAGAUGGACAGAGUUCUUGGUCUAGGGUGCCUGGCUUAUAUCCCAGGGCUUUCGUGGCUUCCCCAGAGCACUCGGGCCCUCCCUCUGCUCUACUCCAACAGCAUGCCACCCUAAUAUGGGACCUCUCACUUCUUUGACACUACAUUUCUUGGGGUCUGAGUCUGUUAGUGCUGAUGCACCUCAGCGUGAGCUGUUAACUUGGGCUUCAUUCUUGCCCAUGAAGGGGGCAGGUAUAAAGACUGGUAAGGUUCCUGUAGUGUGUGGUGGGUAGAACACAGCAGUUAGAUAAAAGAAGGAGGCCCAGACUCCCACCCAGAACUUUCAUUCCUAAUGUAAGCUAUUUUAAUAGGCUAUGUUCUCUGAGAUAUAUGUUGAAACCACCAACUUCUUUCUAAGCUUGUGAGAGACUUUCCUGCCACCCCAGCAGAAUGCCUGAUUCUAACACAUAUAUGACCUUCCUGGGUGGCAGAGAUAAGCCGUCCACCAUACUGCAAGCCAAGUACAGAUGGACAUGAGCAGAUUGUUAUACUGAGUGAAAACCUUGUGCUGAGAGCAGAAGACAGUAUGUGUGCAGAAAUCCUGUGUUGUGUGCAACAACAGCCAAGUGCACCUGCUCAGGACAACAGCCAGACUAUAAAAGCUGUGCUGGGCUCCUUCUCAGGAAUCCAGUCUGGAAACCCUCACUGUGCACUGUCUCUUUUGUGCUUGAGCAUAAAACCUCCAAUAAAGCCAUGUUUGGCUGAUAUUGCUUGCUUCUUCAUGAUUUCUAUCUCCAAUGUAGAAAAAGAACCCUGGGUAGAUCAGUAACAGCAGUGGCUGAGGGAGAGGCACAUGGGCAGGGAUAUAGAUACUGGGCUGGAGAUGACAGUGAGCAGGAACAGGGAAGGAAGUAGAAAGCACAGCCCUUUCUCUUGAACCAUAACAAACGGGUCUAAUCCCCUUUGGGAUUGGAGGAAUGAUGAAAGAAUUCAGGGUGGGGUGUCAAGAACCCAACUGGGCAAGAAGGAGGACCCCAUCUCUGGCCUCAAGAUGUAGAAGACCCUAGAGGUUCCAGGCUGGCAGGAGAGGUCAGCAGGCCCUUUCCAGGUAGACGAAGAUUGAGAGGUCAUAAUUGUUAUUCCCACCUUUUCCUUAUGUUCUAUGAUCUUAACUGUGGGUGGCCUCAGAAGACCCUGGUCAAGAAUAUCUCAGGCCCUUGCAUCCUGAGUAAAGAUUGAAUGGAGACACACUGAUGGGAAAGUAGUAGCAAAGUUUUAUUGAAAAGGAA
Castor canadensis (American beaver) is the source of this 2511-nucleotide messenger RNA. RefSeq names its product GTPase, IMAP family member 6 (gene Gimap6). The record is from RefSeq and is a predicted model, not a curated record. Gene Ontology annotation, molecular function: GTP binding. Lineage: Eukaryota; Metazoa; Chordata; Mammalia; Rodentia; Castoridae. Gene Ontology annotation, cellular component: cytosol.